Camelina sativa (false flax) is the source of this 870-nucleotide messenger RNA. The record is from RefSeq and is a predicted model, not a curated record. Lineage: Eukaryota; Viridiplantae; Streptophyta; Magnoliopsida; Brassicales; Brassicaceae.
AUGAAUUGUUUGUCUGCCUGUCUAGACAAAGCAGCUGAAGAAGGUAAACUUCAGUAUCAUCAUCGGUGCAAAGAUAUUAAACUAACUCACCUCUGUUUUGCGGAUGACCUUCUAAUCUUCAUAGAUGGAUCGGUUUCCUCUUUGCAAAAUGUCCUCCAUGUUUUAAAAGAAUUUGAAGAAGUCUCUGGUCUAGCCAUAAGUCUCCCUAAGACCAGCUUCUUCACCUCAGGACUGUCUCAGGCUAAAAUUGAUCAGAUGGUUACUGUCACUGGACUUACUCAUGGUAAAUUACCUAUUCGAUAUCUUGGCUUACCAUUAUGUACGAAGAAGCUUAGCCUACUGGAUUGUGCGCCUCUAAUUCAAAAGGUAAAGGGUUGCUUUAACGCCUGGUCCACUAAGUCUCUCUCAUUUGCUGGCAGAUUACAGAUGUUGAACUCGGUGAUAGCUGGCAUCUCAAAUUUCUGGUGUUCUAGCUUUGUCCUGCCAAAGAAAUGUAUCAAGAUUCUGAAUUCACUCUCGAGUGCGCUUCUUUGGAAAGGCACCACCGAGGGUCAUCAUUCGGCUAUAGUGGCAUGGGAUACAGUUAUACUUGCCAAGAAGGAAGGAGGAUUGGGAAUAAGAGAUUUGUGUGUGUGGAAUAAAGCAUGUAUGAUAAAACUUAUCUGGUUGUUGUUCUUCUGCUCUGGCUCAGUCUGGGUGGCUUGGUUUCGGAGAGCAAUCUUGGCUGACAACUUAAGCAACUUCUGGACUCGCAAACCUAACAACAAAUACUCUUGGUUAGCUAAUAAAUCUGCUGAAGAUAAGGGAAGAUGUUUUUCCAUGGAUAAAGAUGAAAUUGGGAAAUGGACAAUCCUGUUAAUUCUGGACUGA